Messenger RNA from Polypterus senegalus (gray bichir), 786 nucleotides. It is a transcript of the gene pin4, whose product is annotated as protein (peptidylprolyl cis/trans isomerase) NIMA-interacting, 4 (parvulin). Gene Ontology annotation, biological process: rRNA processing. The record is from RefSeq and is a predicted model, not a curated record. The transcript has 4 exons. NCBI's taxonomy places the organism in Eukaryota, Metazoa, Chordata, Cladistia, Polypteriformes, Polypteridae. Bases 87 to 476 code for a protein of 129 amino acids. Gene Ontology annotation, molecular function: peptidyl-prolyl cis-trans isomerase activity; DNA binding.
CUUCGCGGCGUAGAAAGAAAACGUAAGUCGGGUGCCUGAUUAGAUUUGUAUUGAAUAUUAGAAAGCCUCGUUAUUGACUCUUGGCUAUGCCCCCUAAACAAGGAAAAGGCGGUAAAGGAGGGAAAGGUGCUAGUGCCUCUGGGGCUGGGGACAGUGAAAAAAAGGAGAAAACACCCAAGGGUGGCAAUGCAGUCAAGGUGCGACACAUCUUGUGUGAAAAGCAUAGCAAAAUCAUGGAAGCCAUGGAAAAAUUAAAAUCAGGGAUGCGAUUCAGUGAAGUGGCAUCACAAUACAGUGAAGACAAAGCCAGGCAAGGAGGUGAUCUUGGAUGGAUGACCAGAGGCUCGAUGGUUGGCCCCUUCCAAGAAGCAGCUUUUGCUUUACAAAUCAGCUCCAUGGAUAAACCUGUAUAUACAGAUCCUCCAGUGAAAACAAAGUUUGGGUACCAUAUCAUCAUGGUUGAAGGAAGGAAAUAGAUAUGAAAUUUUUUCUUUUUUUUUUUUUUUUGUAAAAUAAAUAAAUCUAUUUGGAUAUAUAUACAUUCUUAACUCUUUAAGGAUUACUGAAAACAGAACCUUUCAACAUUUCCUUUCAGUUGUAAAGAAAUGAGGAUUCUUGCCAAAAUAAACUCUUCAGCUUAUACAAAUGGGCUAAACUGUAAAAAGAAAACCCUAUACACUAUACUUAAGCCUUUAGCUUACUUUUUUCUCUUUGAAAGAUUACUGUUGGCAUCCAGGCAGAUGUUGCCUGAAGGAAUAAUUUUAAAUAAAGAAAAUCCAAAUCUGU